AAGAGCACGCCGAUCUGCAGAUUGCCCAGCAACUCCAUACGGCACUCAGAUUUACAGGCAAGGUCAACGACGAGCUCAAAAACGCGUCGGCGGCUGAAAGUCUGUCGCAAGCGGUGGUAUCUGGGAGCACUCUUCUGCUUUCACGAGGCCUUGUGAACAAACGAUUGCUUGACUGAUACAACAAUGGCGCGACGAGGAGUGUGGGAGCUAAAUGAGGUAAUUGUGCGAUACUGCGCCAGCAGCGGGAGCAGUCGAGGAAUACGCGAGUUUGUGGCAAAAGACCUCGCGGAUUUUGCUGAGCGCAACCCGCAGAUUACUUUCAAGACCGAGAUCCGUGGGGGACAUCCUUGCGUCUUUGGCAAAUAUAUAACUGGAUACGAGAGAUCUAUCACCCUGAAGAACCUCAGUCCGGAGAAGAUCGGAGACGUUUUCACCUACUUGCGCAACACGCUCGGGCGAAAGGUACCCAAGCACAACGAAAUCAGUAUUGGAGUCGUAGAGAAGAACCAGGAAAGCGUUCAGGGGUUUUGGAGAAACUCGGCUACAUUGCUAGAAAAAGAGCUGCCAGAGGUCACACAGCUACGGGAACGAAGAAGACAGGAAUAUGGCUUGCAAAGCAUGAUUGACGAUGUGGGAGUGACGGGGAUCGUGCGCAUCACGCAGAAACUACUAGAACGGCAAGAAAUGGCGAAACAAGCCGCGCUAGAUGCGGAACCCAAGGUAGAGAAGAUCCGCGCCACAGAAUAGAACAAACGUAACCUGAUAUCUUAUUUGCUCGCUCCCUACUUUAUGUAAGUCUGGCUCUAAGUCUAUCUUUUGCAACA
Messenger RNA from Chondrus crispus (carragheen), 824 nucleotides. RefSeq lists its product as hypothetical. The transcript is spliced from 4 exons. Lineage: Eukaryota; Rhodophyta; Florideophyceae; Gigartinales; Gigartinaceae. Bases 184 to 747 code for a protein of 187 amino acids. The record is from RefSeq and is a predicted model, not a curated record. Gene Ontology annotation, cellular component: mitochondrial large ribosomal subunit. Gene Ontology annotation, biological process: mitochondrial translation. Gene Ontology annotation, molecular function: structural constituent of ribosome.